Molecule: messenger RNA, 1830 nt
Organism: Colias croceus (clouded yellow)
Lineage: Eukaryota; Metazoa; Arthropoda; Insecta; Lepidoptera; Pieridae
Product: tyrosine-protein phosphatase corkscrew-like
Exons: 12
Coding region: 89-1663 (524 amino acids)
Biological process (GO): protein dephosphorylation
Molecular function (GO): protein tyrosine phosphatase activity
Source: RefSeq, a predicted model, not a curated record
CGAACCGCGCGCGAAGCAGAUCGUCUUGCGGUUUCGGUCGUGCGUUUGUGUUGUACUUAGUGUUUAUAUUUUACAAAUAUAUAAGGAGAUGUCGAAGGAUGCUCCUCGUCUGAGUCGGCUGGGGGUGCUCGCUCCCGCCGCCCUGUCGGCAUGUAUGGACGCGUCUGUCCUGGCCGUGCCGGCCGCUAGCGCCAUCGUAUCCACAGUCCUUAAGGAACUAAGCAAGGCUUUCAUGUUAAAAAAAUGGUUCCAUGGCGUUAUGUCAGCUAAAGAAGCUGAAAGUCUCAUCAUGGAAAAGGGCAAAAACGGGUCGUUUCUAGUGCGGGAGUCGCAGACGCACCCGGGGGAAUACGUGCUGUCCGUCAGAGUGCGGGGCAGGGUCAGCCAUGUGAUGAUCCGGAAACAACAAAACAAGUACGACGUAGGAAGCGGAGAGCAGUUCGACGAUCUGGUCGGAUUGAUUGAGCACUUCCGAUCCUACCCUAUCAUAGAGAGCUCCGGCGACGUGCUCCGCUUGCUGCAGCCCGUGUCCGGAACUUGUCUCAAAUCGCAGGAUAUCGAUCGGGAAGUUCAGGAAAUGGAUAUAUUGGGAAAACUAGAAUAUAGAAUGCAGGACUACGAUAGCGAGUACCGCACCGCGUUAGCGAUAGAUAAACUUAACACAUUCACCUAUGUUGAAGCGGCCAAGUGUGAAAAUAACAAGAAAAACAGAUACCGAAACAUAAUACCUUAUGAUCAAACGCGCAUAGUAUUGCGCAAGCCGCUCGGUCGUCCUGAUGCUUCGGACUAUAUAAAUGCUACCUUCAUACGCUCCUACUUACCGCACAAAAACGGGAUAAUUUAUCGUCCUGUUUUCCUGCCCAAUCCUAACAACCCUGAUGUGCCGUUGAUCGCAACCUACAGGAACGCUCGCGUUUGUAGGGAGGGCCAGGGUUACACCAAGUUGGACCCCAACAAGUGCACAAACUUGAUCAGGGAUAAAUACUACAUAGCGACUCAGGGUUGCCUCCCGAACACUAUUGAUGAUUUUUGGCGUAUGAUAUGGCAAGAAGAUGUGCGCGUCAUUGCCAUGAUCACUAAGGAGAUAGAGAAGGGAAAGCGCAAAUGCGAGCGCUACUGGCCAAGCCUUGGCCAGGAAGUGAGAUUCGGUGGUAUUUUAAUAAGAUCCCUUUCGGAGAGCUUCUUCGAAGACUAUCACGUGAGGGAGAUGGAAGUGAGUCUGAGGAACAAAUCCAAGAGGAUUUACCAAUAUCAAUUCACUGAUUGGCCAGACCAUGGAAUACCAAGAGAAGCCGAAGGUAUUCUGAACUUCGUCGAUGAUGUAAACAGAAAGAUGCAUUACAUCUCGCAGCAGAAAAAUGCUCCCGAGAGGAGCGUUCUGUGCGUUCAUUGCUCGGCCGGGGUCGGAAGAACUGGCACUUUUAUUGCCAUCGAUAUGAUCGUCAAUAGAUCCAAAGAACAUGGGUUCACUAAUGAGUUAUACGUAUUCGAUGCUGUGAAGACACUCCGCUUGCAGCGCGCUGCCAUGGUGCAAAACCUGGCUCAAUACAGAUACAUACACUAUGUUCUGAAAGCCUUCACUCAGUUGAACAUUAGUAAUGAGCGCAAAAUACGGUUCAUAGAGGGUGGAGGAUCGGAACUUGAUGGGGAACCUCAGGCCUAAGCGAAGGAGUCUACCAAAGCGACAUAUAGAAUUAAGAUGUUAUUUAUUCCUCUUUUACAAUUCAUUGUAAUUUGUCGUUUACGUACAUAUAAAUGUACCAGGAUGUCAGUAGUUGAAUGACAUUGUAAACAUGACAUUGUAAUGAUUAUUAAAGUAUUAAUAAAGUA